Molecule: messenger RNA, 5256 nt
Organism: Bactrocera oleae (olive fruit fly)
Lineage: Eukaryota; Metazoa; Arthropoda; Insecta; Diptera; Tephritidae
Source: RefSeq, a predicted model, not a curated record
AGUAACUGACCUACAUAGGUAUAUUUCGUACACGCUUUCGAACUUAUUUUUAGUAGCGUAUACCUAUUUGUACCGUUAAGUCGUCUAGUUUUCAGCAGUUAUUGUAUUUAAAAAAAGAUUGUAGUAAAUCAAAAUUUUAACACCUAAUAUGGACUUUAAUGAGUUUCGUGAUUUUGGUAAUAGUGCAAUAGAGCUGGUGAUACGCUAUUUACGAGAUAUUCGAAAACGCGAUGUACUGCCAUCGGUCGAGCCUUUUUCAAUAAUUCACGCAUUACCCGAUGAAAUGCCAGAGCAAGCUGAAAAUUGGCAGAGUGUUUUGAAUGACGUUGAAAAUAUUUUAAUGCCAGCUUUGACACAUUGGCAGUCGCCACAUUUUCAUGCUUUCUAUCCAUCAGGCUCAUCUAUGGGAUCUAUUGUCGGAGAGUUACUCAUAGCUGGCCUUGGCGUCCUGGGUUUAAAUUGGGAUUGCAGUCCAGCCUGCGUUGAACUUGAAGUGGUCGUUUUGGAUUGGCUUGCCAAAUUCCUUAGAUUACCUCUGCAUUUUCAACACUCUGCGGAAGGUCCUGGCGGUGGUGUAAUUCAGAGUUCAGCAAGUGAAGCGAUUUUAGUUGCUGUUAUAUCUGCGCGUGAGCAAAUGGUGCGACGCAUGGCAAAACACUUGGAAAUGAGCGAAAGUAUGAUAAGAAGAAAAUUGAUUGCAUAUUCAAGUGACCAGAGCAAUAGUUGUAUAGAAAAGGCAUGUAAAUUAGCAUGUUUACCAAUCAAAUUGCUCACAACUUCAGAUGAUUAUGUAUUGUGCGCACAAGAGUUAGAAGCAGCAAUAAAAGAAGAUCUAUCCCGAGGACUAAUACCCACUAUGUGUAUAGCUACGCUUGGUACAACUGGCACCUGCGCUUAUGAUGACAUCAAAGCACUAGCAAAAAUCUGCCAGCGUUAUCAAAUUUGGCUGCAUGUAGAUGCGGCAUAUGCAGGUGCUGCUUUGGCAUUGGAUGAAUACGUACAAUUGCAUGACGGCUUGCUCGAUAUUGAUUCCUUGAAUAUAAAUCUGCACAAAUUACUAAUGGUCAAUUACGAUGGUGCGGUAAUGUGGCUGAAAGAUGCCAGGAAACUUGUGGAAACUCUUCAAGUGAACCGCAUCUAUUUGGAAAACAAUGAAAAAACGAAUAAACACGACUUGCCUGACUUCCGCAAUUGGCAAAUAUCGUUAGGCAGACGUUUUCGGGCACUUAAAGUCUGGAUCGCUUUCCGUACAGUGGGUGCUGAAGGUUUACGAAGCAAUCUACGCAAGCAUAUGAAACUAUCGACGCGUUUCGAAAAAUAUAUUUUAGCUGAUAAUCGCUUUGAAUUGGUGGCCAAAUGCACACUUGGCAUUGUUUGCUUCAGAGUUAGAGGUGAAAACAAAUUGACAACACGAUUAUUGCAAAGACUAUUGGACAGGAAAAGAAUAUAUAUGGUGCAAUCAAUACAUGGCGCAAAGAUCUUCCUCCGUUUUGUUAUAUGUGGAAUGGAUACUAAAGAUAGAGACGUGGAUUUUGCCUGGACUGAAAUUCAAAAUGAACUGAGUGAAAUGCGCGUGACACAGGAAACAUUUAAAAUACCAGAUGGCAUUGCCAAAUGCGAAAGUGCUAUAAAUGCAAUUUGUUUGGAAGCCUUAGGGAAACGGAAGUCUUUAAAUUUGGGUGAUAUGUAUUUAUGCAAUUCAUCUGAGAAAUAUAAGUAGGAUUUAAUUGAAACAAAUAUAUAUAUUGUAUAUACCAUAUUGUAAAAAGUUCUAUUUUUACUGAAAAUUUCAAAUAUAAUGUCUUUUCAGUUAGCAAUUCAAUUUUACAAUCGAUUAUAGUUGUGUAGAUGAUGAAAUAAUAUUAUAUGUGGUUAAUUUGGAAAUUAAUUUUAAAUAUUUUUUAUAUUAUAUAUUAAUAUGUAUUAUUUAUUUAUCAUCCUUUGUUGUUGAUAUAGCAUACUUUUGUAAAAAAUAUAAUCAAUUUUUUCGACGUGACUGUUUCCCUCCUCAUAGAUAAGGGUGGCAGCACCAUUUUGCCCAGCUGAUAUAUUUGCCAAAUACCCUAAAAUGCUAAGAAAAUGAACAUGUGGCAAUAUCAGCAAAUCAUAACAAAAUAUAAGAAAAUAUUUCGGUCACAAUUUCCAGUCAAAUAUUUUAGUGAAAAUAAAUUUCCGUUUAAAACUACAAGAAAAUAGUUUUCUUUAAUAAUAAGUUUAAAAUUUUAAUUUGCGGCAAAUAAAGGAAGAGCAAUGAGAUACAUUCGUUGUGUUGGGCGAAAAUUACAUGGUACAAACCUAGUUAAUAACUCGUUUAAAACCAUAUAUCCAACAAACAUUUUGAAUAAACCCAGGAAUGAGGUAGCCGUAGUCGUUAUUGGCGCAGGACUUGCUGGUCUGUCGGCUGCAAAUCAUUUAAUUAAAAAUGGUUUCAAACAAACAAUAGUAUUAGAGGCUACUGAUCGAUAUGGUGGACGUAUAAUAUCCAAGCAAUUCGGUGAUGCAUAUUGCGAGUUGGGCGCGAAAUUUGUGCCCAUAAAUGCAAAAGAUGAUACGGUCUACAACAUACUACAAAGUAUGCGAGGACUACCGAAAAAAGUAAUACCAAACAAAGACAAAAUGUAUGUAAAUGCCUUUGGAGAAAAAGUUGAUCGGAAACUACCCGAGUUAAUAGAUAGACUCUACAAGCGGCUUUGUUCACAUAUACAGUUGGAUGAAAAAUACAGAACUGGCGCUAUGGAUGACUUAAAUAAUUUACACACAUAUUUUCAAGCUGAAAAAUCAAGAUUAUUAACAUCCGUUUUCAAUGGAGACGAACGAAAAACUGCAAAUGAAAUAUUCAAUUCACUGAUCAAAGAGUUUGGCAGCUUGUUAGGUUGCUCGCUGGAAUAUGUUAAUAUUGAACAUAUAACAAAGUUGAAAAAUGGUGUAAAUUUUGCCAACUACAUUUACAUACCAACUGGCUUAGACAACAUUUUAAGCGUUUUAACAAAAAAUCUCUGCAAUACGCAGUUGAGAAUUGGCAAGCCGGUUGGUGAAAUCAAUUGGUAUAUACCGCCAGAAAUUGGUGAAAAACGUGUUGCGUGCUUAGAUGGUGACGUUUUUCGCGCAGAUCACAUAAUUUGUACGGUGCCAUUGGGUGUACUUAAAAUAUUUUCGGAAAAUAUGUUCAGACCGUCUUUACCAAGCAACAAAAUAAAUUCCAUAAAAAAACUUGGUUUUGGAAGUCCAGUAAAAAUUUAUUUUGAAUACGAAGGAAAUAUAGACAGCUGGCUGAAGAAUAGUUUGAGGCCAUUAUGGCACACUGGCGCUCCUAACUCAGAUAUGGCAUGGACGAAACAAGUAGUCGAAAUAUCGAAAUUACCCAAAAGUAAUAGAGUGGUUGAAGUAGUUAUUGGCGGUGAAUUUUACGAAAAAAUUGAGAAAUUACCAGAUCUGGAAAUGCUAACCGAAGUAACAAAUCUACUGCGUACAUUGUUGAAAAAUCAAAAUAUUCCUUAUCCUAGUACGAUGUUGCGUUCUAAUUGGAGUUCACUGGCAUGCUAUUUAGGUGGACGCCCUUACUUUUCUACGGGCAGCACAAUAAAUGACGUUUUAACACUUGCCGAACCGCUGGGACCCAUGUCAAGUCUACUGUUUGCUGGCGAUGCAACCAUAGUAGAAGGAUUUGGCACAGUAGAUGGUGCGCACAAGAGUGGCAUUAGAGAGGCGCAACGCAUAAUCGAUCACUACAACAAACACGCGGCUGUUUAAUUCAUAAAGCCGAAGAAAUGAAAUGACAAAUCUUACUUAUUAGCAUAUAACACACAACAUCAAUGCAAAACUGUUAAAAGCAUUAAGUAAAUAGUAUUUGGCUAUAAUAUCAACAACAAUAAUAUAUUUAAGCAUUUAUGUACUAAUGGAAUAUAUAUGGUAGAGAGAAUGUUAGCAGGCAUUCGUUUUCAUUGAACCAAUUGAAGUACAACUUCAGGUUCGUUCCCUAAAUAAGUCAUUUUCUUUCUUUUAGUUUUAAGUCUUCAUUAUUAAUACAAAUGGUUUUCUCUUUUUUUAUUCCUUGCAGAUGUCAUUAGCAGCUUCACUAACUUCAUGCCAAGAAUAUUCCAUGUCCUCUGGCUUGGUAAAUCUGGAGCAAACCGCCAUACGUAAAAAGUAUACAUCAUUUAUUUUACUUGGCACCAUAUGUAUGUUACCGCGUCCGUUAAUAAGUUUUAAUAGUUUCUCACUCUUAUCAUUAGCACCCUUUAAACGGAAACAAACCAAACCCAUAUUUACAUCGCCAACAAUUUCAAAACGAUUAUCGGCUCUGCAGAGAUCAGCAAACUGUGUAGCGUAGCCACAGUGACGACGUAUGUGUGCCUGUAGAUUUUGCACGCCAUACAAGCGUAGUACAAACCACAAUUUCAAAGCACGGAAACGACGACCUAAUGGAAUUUGCCAGUGUCGGUAGUCGGGUACUGAACCCUGCAUGUCGUGCUUCAAAUACAACGGGUCCACAUUGAAAGCAUUCACCACCCAACUGGGAUCUUUGAGCCACAUAGCACUGCAAUCGAAAUUCACCAACAUCCAUUUGUGUGGAUUAAAAUUAAACGAGUCUGCCGUUUCGAUGCCUUUCAUUAGAUGACGGUAUUCGGGGCAAAUAAAAGAGGCACCCGCAUAAGCAGCAUCCACAUGUAUCCAAACGCCGUACUUGUUGCCAACAGGACCACAUUCGUCCAAGUAAUCGAAAGCACAUGAAUUUGUAGUGCCCAACGUGACAACGGCCUACAAAUAGCAAUAAAAAAUAUAGUAGAAAUAUAUUUGAAAAUAUUAGAGCGGAGAUAUUCUUAUAAAAAGUAGGCGUAUAUAUCCAUAUGUUAUAUGAACAUAAAUUUGCCCAAAAAAAGUAAAAAUAUACACAAUUAUCAUAACACAAAAACAAUUAGGCGAUAUAUUCGUAAGUGUCGAAAUCUAAUGCUGUAUUAAGAAAUUCAAAAUUAUUUAUUUCAAACAUUUUGUACAACAAUACGCUUUGCAACUGUAAUUUAAUAAGCUCUCUCUAAGCUACUUCAACUUUUCUGUAUUGAAAAAAAAUUAUUGUAAAACACGUUUUCUAGUCGGUAACACUAAAAUUUUAGUUACCCAGAAUAAAAUAUAUGAAAAUGGAAAAAAAGAAUAGCUUAUGUCAAAAAAUAUAAAUUGAAAAAAGUAACAAAUUUACCUACUCGAAUAUACAACUAACUUCAUUAAAUAUAAUAAAAAUUAUAUUUUUGAACUCCAUAA